Prunus avium (sweet cherry) is the source of this 1826-nucleotide messenger RNA. RefSeq names its product AT hook motif DNA-binding family protein. The record is from RefSeq and is a predicted model, not a curated record. Lineage: Eukaryota; Viridiplantae; Streptophyta; Magnoliopsida; Rosales; Rosaceae. Gene Ontology annotation, molecular function: minor groove of adenine-thymine-rich DNA binding.
UCCUCCUUUUCCUGCAAAACCCUAAAUUUACAUUUCUUCGAAGUAUUUCUGAAAUCACAACAAGAAUUUGUGCUUCUAAUUCCUUGUAAUUCUGGGAAGUUGUUUACAAUUUUUUUUACUGAAAUUCAGUUUCUUGCCAUUGAAGCUCUGUGCUUUCUCUACAAUGGUGGAGACAAACCUCAGAGCUGGAGGAGUUGCAGCGCUGGGUUCUCUAGCUUUCAGCAUUUAAAGACGAGUUUUGGUUUCUAGAGUUCCAAAUUUUCCUUGAAAAGUUGGAAUUUUCUAGCUCAGUUUCACAGAAAAUCUUCUGGAUUCUUGUGUUGUAUUUCAAUCAGCUUUUUUUGUCCUUAGAGAUCACAUUUUCUAGGUAUUCUUGCUUCCUAAAGCUGAUGGCUUUAAUGUGUAGGUUCUAAAUUUGUAAGAGUUUGUAGGGUUUAAGCUUACUAGGGUAUUGUUGUCUGAAAGUUACAUACAAAUAUGGAGGAGAAAGACAACUUGGUUUCUGGGGUAGCAGUGAGCGGUGAAGAAGCUCCAGAUACCUACAGAAUUGCCCCGAGAAAUGAAAACCCCAGCCCAUCUGAGGGUCCCACAAUGGCAGCAGCUGCAACGGCCUCGCCGAUGAGCUUGGCCGUGACCGGUACGGAAGUGAAGAAGAAGAGGGGCAGGCCUAGGAAGUACGGACCUGACAAGACCGUCUCGUCGGCAUUGUCGCCGAUGCCGAUUUCGUCUUCGAUUCCGCUCACCGGAGAGUUCUCGGCCUGGAAAAGGGGCAGAGGGCGGCCCGUUGACUCAGUCAAGAAGUCUCACAAGUAUGACGUUUUUGAGAGCUCAGGUGAGAAGAUUGCAUACUCUGUUGGUGCAAACUUUACACCUCAUGUCCUCACUGUCCAUGCUGGCGAGGAUGUUACGAUGAAGAUCAUGUCAUUCUCUCAACAAGGGUCUCGAGCUAUUUGCAUACUUUCUGCAAAUGGUACCAUUUCAAAUGUUACACUUCGGCAGCCCAGUUCUUCUGGGGGUACUUUAACAUAUGAGGGCCGUUUUGAGAUACUUUCCUUGUCUGGAUCAUAUAUUGCAAUUGAGAACGCAGGAACAAAGAGCAGAUCUGGUGGCAUGAGUGUCGCUUUGGCAGGUCCAGACGGUAGAGUGGUUGGGGGAGGGCUUGCUGGUAUGUUGAUAGCUGCUGGCCCUGUGCAGGUUGUGGUGGGGAGUUUUCUACCAGGUCACCAGCAGGAACAGAAGCCCAAGAAACAGAGACUCGAGCCUGUAUCAUCGUCGAUUGUCCCUAUUGUUGUCAAUGCCGUGUCUGGUGAAGAAAUGAAGGUCUGUGGUGGAGUAAAGCCCAUUCUGACUUCUCCUUCCUUCCAUGGAAACAAUUCAACUUCUGUAAACCCCAUGCACAGCUUUAAGAACUCAGCUCCUGAGAGUAAAUCGUUGUCGGAAGAGGAAUCUAAAGGCCCUGGUCAACCAAACUGUGAAGUUUCUUAUUGAUCAUGUUUGCUCCCUGUGUGAUGGUUGUAUCUUAAUUAUUUUCUCCAGAAUCAGUGACAUCUAGGCUCACUCAACCUUGUCUGACACCAAUAUGCAGACUCAUUGGCUCUUUUGUGAAGGACAAACUAGGCUUAACGUACCUCAUGUUGGUUAUAACCCAGGAUUGUAGUCGUUCUUAUUAGGUUUUAGGUCGGUCUCUCGAGCACGAAGCUUAUCGUGUGGCUGUUGUAUUCAUGUAUUUCUAGUGUUCUAUGGUGUAGCAUUUUUAGAUGUAUGAAACAUGAUUAGUGAUUUGUCCCAUAAACUUCUUAGUAUCUGAAAGUUGGAAUUUGAGUGAA